AACUGUUAUGUUUCCUCAGGACGUAAAUUGAUCUAUUGGCUCAACUUGAAAAGGAAUCAUGGAAAGGAACAUUGUAUAUUUGUGGAUUUGUGCUUUUGCAAUUGUUCACCCAGUUGUCCUUGGACAACAAGAGACUUUACCUCAGCCAACUGCAAGUGAUAAACUCCCAUUGUUGAUAAAGCUGAACAAUGAUUUUGCUUUUCACCUGUACAAGAGGCUUGUAGAAAUGCCAGAGUAUCAGUCCAAGAAUAUCAUCUUCUCUCCAUUAGUGUCCAUGGUCCUUUCUGAACUGUCUUUAGGAGCCGGUGGUGAGACCAAACAGCAGCUUCUUAGUGGCAUUGGUCAUAAUAGCUCGGUCUUCAGCACUGAAGAAAUGCACCAGAUGUUCCACAGACUCCUGGAAGAAAUCGACCAGAGGACAGGAGUGGACAUUGAUGUCGGCAGUGCACUUUACAUAGGCAAUAAGUUUAAGGUCCUUCCUGGGUUUUUGGAGAAGAUGAAGGAGUUUUACCAAUCUGAAGGCUUUACUGUGGAUUUCAGCGUCAAAGAAACAUUAGAUAAAAUUAACAUGUAUGUGAAGGACAAAACACAUGGGAAAAUUAAACAAGCUGUUGAUAAUCUAGACACUGAUACGUUAAUGUUUCUUCUCAACUACAUAUAUUUUAAGGGAAAAUGGGACAAACCAUUUAACCCAAGCAAGACCCGCGAGGCUAUGUUUCAUGUGGAUGCUGAGACCACCGUUCCAGUACAAAUGAUGCACCAAUACGAAUCCCUCGGAGUUUACUAUGAUGCCGAACUCAAUUCUAAGGUCCUCUGUCUUGACUACAACAACUCUUACUCCAUGUUUCUGGCUGUCCCAGAUAGUGCCAAAAGAAACAAGACCAUCAAAGAUCUCGAGAUGGCUAUCUCUAGAAAACACAUUGAAAAGUGAAGAACAGCUGUCCAGAAAAGAAAAGUUGACAUCUAUGUCCCCAAGCUGUCUCUGAAAACAUCAUAUUCCCUGAAUGACAUUUUGAAAGGCAUGGGAAUGGCUGAUAUGUUUACAGAUAAAGCCAACUUUACAGGAAUUUCAGAGGAAAGGAUCUUCAUUUCAAAGGCUUUGCAUAAAGCCACUCUGGAUAUGGAUGAGGAGGGAACCACCGCUGCAGCAGUGACAACAGUUUCAUUUAGACCAAUGUCUUACAGCCCACUGAAGACUUUGAGGUUUGAUCGUCCUUUCAUGAUUUUCAUCACUGACAAAAAAAAUGACAACAUCCUCUUUUUUGCAAAAGUUGUCAACCCAGUGGAAAAAUAGUGAUGUUGCUUCCAGUCAUAACAAUAUUUGCCAGCUGGUGGACAUGAUCAACUGUUGUGCCAUUAUUUUGCUGACUCUAUGUUGAUAUAUAGAGGUACUCAAUCCUUCCAAUGUGUAUCAAACACCUGAACCAGCUUAAGUUUGGAUUAAGUUGUUUAAAAAUAAAUUACAGGUACGCAUUGCUAGAUCUGUUUCCUCUGGUCAAUGUAUACUUAUCUGCCAAGUGGCAACAGUCAUGUAAUCCUAAAUUGGUAAAAGAUGUUGAAAAAUGUUAAGUAUAAAAAUAAACAGCUGACGAUACA
Messenger RNA from Pimephales promelas (fathead minnow), 1596 nucleotides. Its product is annotated as corticosteroid-binding globulin. The record is from RefSeq and is a predicted model, not a curated record. Gene Ontology annotation, molecular function: serine-type endopeptidase inhibitor activity. NCBI's taxonomy places the organism in Eukaryota, Metazoa, Chordata, Actinopteri, Cypriniformes, Leuciscidae.